Anopheles gambiae (African malaria mosquito) is the source of this 1174-nucleotide messenger RNA. RefSeq names its product thioredoxin domain-containing protein 15 (gene bug). The record is from RefSeq and is a predicted model, not a curated record. The coding region runs from base 113 to 1051 and encodes 312 amino acids. Gene Ontology annotation, biological process: cilium assembly. NCBI's taxonomy places the organism in Eukaryota, Metazoa, Arthropoda, Insecta, Diptera, Culicidae. Gene Ontology annotation, cellular component: cilium. The transcript is spliced from 2 exons.
AAUAGCAUGUGACAGUGGCUGUCAAAGUGUGUCCGAAAACAAGAGCUCAAAUGUAAACAAAGCAUUCGCAGAGCGGAAAGAAAUCAACACUUUUGCGUAAAAUUAUUGCAAAAUGAAGCCUGUGCUUCUAUCUUUAGCUUUCCUGCUAGUCGUCAACAGUGCGGUAGCGUUCCGUUUCAAGGGCUUGGAGUUUUACAUGCAGCUGUGGAACGGUGAAUUUCUCGAGUCGAACUCCUUCGGUGGGGACAACGUUGCGAAAGUGGCCGAGAAAGCGGAGGCCGUCGUCGAAAAAAAAGCGCCCGUGGUCUUUGUCUAUAAAAGCGGCCUGUACGAUUACCUCACCUACUGGGACAAGGGGAUGUGCUCGCUGGAUCAAGGGAACGACCAGGACGAUUCGGACGGUGGUCGCAAAUCGCCGCUGCGCGUGAACUGUACGCCGCUGGAGGGCAACGGAACGCUGUACAUCAUCACCUCGCUGCAGGAUAUAGUGAAAGGGUUGUCACCGCACGCUGCCGCCACCAACGCGACCAACCGGAACGAGGUGAACAACUGCUUCCUGAUGCUGUUCUACACCAAAACCUGCAUCCACAGUGCGAUGGUGGCGCCCCAUUUUAACGCGCUCGCCCGCCACUUUCCCGACCUGAUGGUGACCGCGAUCGAUGCGCACAAUUUCCACUUUCUCAACGCGGAGUUCGGCAUUGUCGGGCUGCCGACGAUCAUGCUGUUCCACCAGGGCCGACCGCUGGUGCGGUACAACGGGACGGAAAUGACGCUACUGUCGCUGGCCAAGUUCGUGACGCGCCACACGGGCAUCGAGCCGCGGCUGGUGAAUCAGAAGAGCGGCACGGCGACGGUGCUGCACUACAUAUCGGACGAUUUUAAGGGCCCGCUGUCGAACAAGGUGGAGCACCGGACGGACUACUGGCUGUAUGUGGCGUGGGCAUUCAUUCUCGUCUGCCUGAGCUACUACUUCUCCAAGUCCACCCUAUACGCGCAGAUCGUGGAGAUGAUCAAACGAAACUGGCGAGAAUCGGCGGCCCAGCACGGUUAGAAAGUGGUCGGAAUGGGGGGGGGGGUGCUUUCAGUGGGAUUAGUGAGUGAUUGUUUUAGCUAUUCAGCUGUGUAUGCUAGUUUAAUUCUAAAUUUAAUAAAGUAGAGAUUUACCAAUUCAAAA